AUGCUUGAAAAACUCCCAGCGACGGACUCAGAAAGAGCGUGUUUUUUCUCUGACCCAGCAGGGGGCAUCAACCUCUGUGGGAGAAGCUGCACUGUUUUCACCCUGAACUCUUCAAGAUCAGACACGCUGUCCCAACCUGCCUCCCCUCUUUUCUCAUCCGCUCCUGCUGCUUUUCCUUCCCCAUCCACCAGGCCAAAUCAGGCCCAUCUGGACUCCCACUCAGACGUCACCCUCCAUGAGGGGUGGGAGGAGGCACUGGGGGUCCUGGAUGGGGACCCCCAAACCUUUAAGCAGAACACAUCCGGUUUCAUCAGCGAUGCGGUGCAGCCACCAAGCCAUGACGCUUCAACACUGACAGAUCUUUGUUCCGACCUGCCGGAGCUGGAAAUAGUGAGCCUCCUGUCGGAGGGUCAGCCAAACUACACUCUUCGAGCAGAUUGUGUAUUUGGGUAUGACAAUGAAGACUGGCUGCAGACACCUGUGCUGCCUCCAGAGGUCGUUCUUGGACUUACACAUGAGCAGAUUGAGGAGACGUUCAAGUACUUCUUGUUGUGCUCAGACAGAGUGGGCCAAGUCACCAAGACGUAUCACGACAUUAAGGCGGUCACCCACCUGCUGGAGGAGAAAGAGCGUGAUCUGGAGCUAGCGGCACGCAUCGGACAGUCUCUGCUGAAACAAAACCAGGAACUGACGGAGAAGAAUGGAGUUUUGGAUGAGCAGCUGGAGAUGGCGAAGGAAGAGAUUGCACAACUUCGGCAUGAACUUUCAAUGCGAGAGGAUCUUCUUCAAUUCUACGCGAGUGCAGAAGAGACGGAUCCUGCUGAGUCGCAGUCGCCAAUCAAGAGGAACCCAUCGUGCAGUUCUCUUGGCCAGUUUGUGCAAUACGACUUCCUGCAGCAGAAACUAAAAAGUUUAGAGGAAGAGAACCGUAAACUGCGAUUAGAGGCCUGUGAGCUGACCACUGAGACCACCAACUAUGAAGAGCAGGAACAGGAGCUGAUGAUGGUGUGUGUGGAGGAGCUCUCGUCCGUCAAUAAACAGGUGGUCGACCUUUCCGACGAGCUCGCGCGCAAAGUUGAGGACUCUCUGCGACAACAGGAGGAGAUCAGCUCGCUCCUCGCGCAGAUCGUGGACCUGCAGGCCCGUUGCAAAGGCCUACAUCAUGAAAAUGAAGAGCUGAAUCAGCACCUGAGUGCCUCAAGGGAGAGGCAGCUCAAACUCCAGUCUGAGCUGAAGGAACUGCAGGACAAAUACUCCGAGUGUGAGGACAUGCUCUGCGAAGCUCGGGAGGACAUUAAGAAUCUGAGGAAUAAGAGUCUCCCCAAUGGAACCGUGCAGCGAUACACGGCCCUGGCUUCGGUUCUCCCCAUGGACAGUCUUGCAGCAGAAAUAGAAGGAACUUUCCGGAAAGGCCUGGACGCACCUGCACCUCCAGAGUACAAAAACCAUCCGUUCCGCGUGUUCGAAACGGUGAAGGUAGUGAACAAGGCGGUGAGGAUGCGGUCACGGUGUCACUCUCCGGGACUCCCUGGUUCUAGCUCGCCUACCGUCCACUCUAGCUGUAACAGCACCCCGAGAACCAGCUACUACGGCUCUGACAACGCCAGCCUCAUUCUGGAGGACAAGUCCACCUCCAGUCCUGCGCAGAGGGAGGACAGUGGGCCGAAGCGACUGGGUCAACCAGGUUUGCCUGGCGGUCAGGACCUGGAAGCGGCCCUGCAUAACCUGUCGGCCCGUCAGCAGAGCCACUCCUCGGAGCGGCCGUUCUUCGACGUGGAGCGAGAGAGGAAACUUCGUGCCUUGGCUGCUAACUGUGACGACGAUGAGGCGUCGAGUGGCUUCCUGACACCCAACGACAGUUUGGCCUCCAGUCCUGCGGCGUCCACCGGCACCAACUACUCCAACGGAAGCUCGCGGCACUCCUGCGUCUCCUCCUCCGGAUCCAGGUCCUACCUGCCCGACCGCCUGCAGAUUGUCAAGCCACUGGAAGGCUCGGUGACACUGCACCAGUGGCAGCAGUUGGCCAAACCCAACCUGGGGGGGAUCCUGCACCCACGACCCGGCGUUCUGACCAAAGACUUCCGGGAGCUGGAGGUGGACAUUCAGCACGUCUACAGCCUGAACGACCUGGAGGAGGACGAACCUGACCUGUCGAUGCUGUCAGCACAUGGCAUGGCCACAUCCCCUCAGACCUCAUCCAGCCACCCCAAACCUACCAGCCAAGUUCUGCCACCGUCCCUCCUCACCCCCUCCUUCUCCUCUAGCGUUGACUCUGGCGGCCUGCCAUCUUGUCGGAACUGUGAGAAUGUGAGGCCCACGUCGUCUCCACUCAGUGGGGGAACCACCACUGCCAAUGUAGCGUCACCAUCACUGGGACUCAUGCGGCUGCUGCAGGAGCGCGGCAUAUGUGCCUCUCAAAAUUCCGGCGCUGAACUCCCCAGCUCCACAGGCUCGCCUGGGCGGAGGGGCGGGACCAGGAGCGUCUUCAGUUGGAACUUGGUGGAGAAACUUCAGAGCCUGGGUCUGCACAAGGUGGCGGCCCUCGGGAUGGCAGGGGCCGAUGGGAACGGCAGGCCACUGUACAGACGUCCGCCCAAAGUUUGACAUCAGCCCAUUCACCGUAGUGACUUUGCACUGAGCUGUGUGACUUCUGAUGCAGUGUCUUGAAAAUGAAGCCAUAAUGUGAGCUUACCUGUCACUGUUGUGUGUGUGUGUCUGUGUGUGCGCGUGUGUGAAACACAUCCAUCUCAGGACAAUCACCUGCUUUAUGGCCAUGUGUACAUACCAUUGUUUUCCAAAAAAACGUGUUUUAAGAAUAUUGUACAUGCCGUUUUACACAUUUAAUAAAAGUCCUUUAGCGCUGUUGUAGUUGACAAAUUAGAACAUCGUUCUGUGGAUCAUUUGUUCAUCGAGUAUUUAUGGGAGAAACACUGACAUCUGUCGGAGAAGGUGGGAAUAUCAGACCCAGAUUUGCUGCAGUGAAUCUAUGUAAAGUUGUAGGCGAUUAGAAUACAGCAGGUGGUUGAACGUAUAAUGUUCAGAAAAUGUCAGUUAGGUCAAAAUUAGAAUUGUGUAAAAUAGAAAAUAAUAUAUUUGACAUUCUAUUUACAUCUGUCUUCACAAAAAGCAAGUUUGCGUUCACUUCAUUGUGAACCCUCCAAUGGCCUUGACGUAAUGCUACCUAACAGUAUGGUUCAACUCAACAACCAGUCAGUCAGUUUUUACUGUCGCCCUCCACUGAAUAUUGAAUGAACAAAUGACACACAAACAUUGUUAUGUGACGACUUGUCGAUGCAGUAAUUGAUCACCAAGCCGAUGCUGUAAGUCUUUCAAAUGCACUUUGAUUCAGUCUUCCAACAUCUGCUGUCACCAGGAGUUGUAAAUACGUUUCUGACUUCUGCAUGUCGGAGACAUCGCGUAUGAUUUUACACCUGGAUGUGAGAUGUUUUCACUCUGCUGGAACUGAAAUGCAAUAAAGUCAUUUUAUUAUUUAUAGCAGCUAGAUGUAGGUUAUGAAUAACCAAGGGAAGGCUUUUUUUUUUUUUUUUUUUUUUUUAAAAAGGGAAUCAGACAGA
This is a messenger RNA of Synchiropus splendidus (mandarinfish), 3575 nucleotides long. It is a transcript of the gene hap1, whose product is annotated as huntingtin associated protein 1. The coding region runs from base 1 to 2604 and encodes 867 amino acids. The transcript is spliced from 16 exons. Gene Ontology annotation, molecular function: signaling receptor binding. The record is from RefSeq and is a predicted model, not a curated record. Gene Ontology annotation, biological process: neurotrophin TRK receptor signaling pathway; anterograde axonal transport of mitochondrion; neurogenesis. Gene Ontology annotation, cellular component: dendrite. Lineage: Eukaryota; Metazoa; Chordata; Actinopteri; Syngnathiformes; Callionymidae.